AUGACAAGCAAACAGGGCGCCGGUGGCGGCAUCGAGAGCAAUAGGAGACAACUAUCUACCUCGGCUCGUGCUAGUAAUGAGAACGAGCCCACGCAGGAGACGGAGGAUCAGCCCACGACCAUAAAGCCCGCGCAGUCGCAGAAAGAAGAAACGCAGUUCGUUCAGGCGCCGCAAGGUCUGCCUCGGAAUAUUAACCCUUCUUCCAAUGCGGCCACACCGCCAACACCCAGCUUGCCGAUGUCACGCGCUGCCUCGACCAGCUCGAGCGUUGGCGGCCCAACGGCGUCCACCGACGGUUACUUCAGCCACCACACUUACGCCACGAAGCCAAAACCGUCCUUGCCCCUAGAUCCUCCCGUGACGAAGGCGACGAUGGGUGAACUGGAUAUAUCGAAAAUCAAUAGCAACCUAAAGCUUCGUCAUGACAUCAAUUUCGACGCCGAGCUGCAUUUCAGACCGAAUGUGGAGGGCGACAAGGGCAAGAGGAAAGGGGCCAGGACCGAGCGUUUCUGGAACACGCUGCAUGAGCAACUCAACAUGUUUGUCUUGGACCGACAGGGAUUCUAUGAGACGUAUGGCUACCGCGACGACUGGUGUCUGCCCCGUCUGCUGAAGACGGUGAAGGACAUCAUUCAAACCCUCGUGCCCGGGCGAGAUCGGGUCCACCUGAACGAAGGCCUCAACGUGGAGCUGCUGAUGCAACAGUUUAACAAGGGCACUGCCGAUCUCGAGAAGCUCGCGUACUGGUUAGCUGGGGUUCUCAAGUCCCACUGCGCCCCGAUGCGAGACGAAUGGGUCGAUCGCAUGUACCAGAAGCUGAGCAAGGGCAACCGCAACAAUGACAUGGGCGAGAUAGUGCGCGGCCUGCGGGGGCUGCUCGAGGUGCUCGAGGCCAUGAAACUCGACGUCGCCAACCACCAGAUCCGCAGCUUACGGCCCAUUCUCAUAGAAGACACGGUCCUCUUCGAACAACGCUUCUUCUUUAGGCAGAUGCAGGAAGGCCACUUCGACAUCACUCCUGCCGGGCUUUGGUACCGGGACUCGGGCAGGAGAUAUCGGGGCACCGUGUCGCCGGCCGCCGCGCAGUCUUUCGGCGAGAUGGCCAUUUUCUUCGAGGGCCUCGCACGGUUGAUGCGGCCUUCGGUUGACGAGAAGGAGAUACCCACCACGUUCGUGUUCGACGAGGAGCGUCUUUUGAGACUACGUUCCAACAUGCUCGACGCCAUCAAUCUCGAGAUUUGCAUGCGGCAUUAUGACGACCUCGAAAGGGUCAGUCGCUCCGUCAGCUCGUUACUCUCCGGUUUUCUUGCUCGCCCAGACGAAGAUCACGCCGCUUCUCGAUCGCGUAGCUUUUUUGGCGCCAACGCCUCUUCCUACUCAGGCUCCUCUCGGCCCUCCAGCCUGGCUUUCAGCUGCGCCGGCUCCGACACGUCCUCCCCACGCUCCUCUUUUGUGCACCAGACGCAGGCGUCGGCCGGACCGGAUGCGGCCGAGGCGAAGGCCAAGUCACGAAAUCUAUAUAAUUCUCUCAUCGCCCUCCUUGAGACGUCCCCGGUCGAGUCAGGACACAAAUCUCGUUGGGCCGCUCUAGCGCCCUCACUCGCGCUCCAAAUUUUCCGAUACACCAAUGCACCGUCCGAUAUGCUUCCUGCUUUUGAAGCGAAACUCCAAUCCCACGUCACCGAUGUUCAGAGCUCCCUGUUCCGUGAAGUUGAGGACCAGUUCAACGCCCGUCUGCUCGCUAAGCUGCAGCGCCGCGUGCGCGAAUUCAAAGGUCUUCCGGGGUUUACCCUCUUCUCUAUCACUACCGCGAGCCGGAGCAACGCCACUGGGCGAGUCUGGGACGGCGACCGCGAUCAACAGCAGCUACGCAUUUCCUCGCUCCAUUCAUCGCUUCAUCCCGGGUCGCUUCUCGACGGCUCCGGGAGGGAAGCCCGUGGAGAUGGUGCCGUCGAGGAUAUGGCAACUCGAUUAGCACACCUGGGAGUGUUGCACUGGAGGGUCUGGGCGCAGCUGGCGUACGCGGGUGAUGUGGACGGCGACCUGGGGAGCGACGUACAACCCGGCACAAACCAGAUUUGA
Messenger RNA from Sodiomyces alkalinus F11, 2082 nucleotides. RefSeq names its product SOK1 protein. The transcript has a single exon. Lineage: Eukaryota; Fungi; Ascomycota; Sordariomycetes; Glomerellales; Plectosphaerellaceae. The record is from RefSeq and is a predicted model, not a curated record. The coding region runs from base 1 to 2082 and encodes 693 amino acids.